ACCAAAUGGCAGACUGCCGUUCGUAGCCCGUAGGACAGUAUACGUAAUAAUAAGUGCAAUUGAAUUCAUGCUUUACCAGUAUAUAUAAUGUUACUUUAAAUUUAUUUUUUGAGCAGUGUUUUCUGUAAAGCGCAUUGCGAAAUCUUCUUGGAACAACUGGCUUUCCGUAUUUUGGUGACGUCAUUAUCGUCCACGGUUUGUAUUGUUUUGGCGGGGUUUGUCCGUUCAGACGUUAAGUUUUGUAAACAUUACCAUUUUCACGGUAAAAUAUGGAGCGUGCAAGGAUGAGUCGAGCAACCAGCGGCAGACCGUCGGACCUGCCUAUGCGCGUACAAGACAGCAACAGGAUGAGCAUGUACACAACGCCUAAGAGUAAACAGCCUUCCUUUGGAAAGCUGAACAUCCCCAAACCGCAAUCAAUGACUUCAGAAAGGCGGACCAGUUUCUUUGGUGCCCGAACUAUAGGAGGAGCCAGCAUGCCUCGCAACAGCACCAUGUCGGGGUUUGGAGGAACCGAGAAGAUCAAAGAUACCAGACCUCUGCAUGAUAAAUCCUUUGUUCAACAAUGUAUUAGACAGCUGCAUGAGUUCUUGACAGAGCAGGGUUACCCGGGCAUUUUGUCAGCCAAGAUCCUCCAGUCUCCCUCUACCAAGGAGUUUGUGAAGGUGUUUGAGUUUGUCUACCGGCAGCUCGACCCAACCUUUGAGAUGCCAAACUCCAAAGUUGAGGAGGAAGUUCCAGCUAUCCUUAAAGCCCUGAGGUAUCCGUUUGUUCUCUCCAAGUCUGCGAUGUAUUCUGUUGGAGCUCCCCACACCUGGCCUCAGGCACUCGGUGCUCUCAUGUGGCUUAUUGACCAAGUCAAGAUCAAUUGGAGUUUGAGUAAACAGGAGCUGCUGUUCAGUGAAUUCUGUGAGGACAGCGAUAAUAUCGAGGAGGGGACAGAGUAUAACAAGCUCCUCCUGGAAUACACUGCUGAGGCCUACUCCAAGUUUAUGCAGGGUGAAGACACAUUUGAUGAUGUGGAUGAAAUAUUCAUCAAUAAACUAAAGAAAAUGUACAACGUGGACGAGGCCCUGCUGGCCUCGAUGGAGGAGAAGUACAGAAUACUCAGUGAUGAGGUGGAACAACUGGAGAGGGAGUGUCAAACGGACCGUCUAAUGACCAAGAGAAUGGACCGGGUGAAGCUGCAGGCAGACCUAAAGAAACUCCAGAGCUACCGCAGCAACCUGGAGUCCUUUCAAGGCAACCUGGAGAACAGAGCUUCAGAACUGAGUUAUGAGCUGGAGGUCACCGGCAGUCAACUGGAGUCCCUAAAACGAGAGCAGAACGAACUGCAGCUCCUCCUGCAGAACCAGAAGUUCACUCCGGCAGAUGUGGAGAGGAUCAACAGAGAGAAGAGAGAACUCCAACAGACCAUCGCCAGUCUCAGCAAGUCUCUGGAAGAUGCCGAGCAGCACAAGUGGAUGGAGGAGAUCGCCCUGUCCAAAGUGAAAGAGAAGGCGGAGUUGAAGGUGGCAGAGUACCAGAAGCUGGCCCGUAAACUGAAGCUGAUACCAGUGUCUGCAGAGAACGCCUGUGGUAAUGAUUUUGAGAUCAGGCCAUUUGAACGUGGAAAUGGCAGCAUGAUUCAACAUAAGACGCAGAUACAGAUGCUCUUGAGGAAGCUGGUCAGUGAUGUGGAGGAAGAGAACGGUCGACUAGCCAACAUGAAACUCAGUCUGGAGGAGUCCUGUGAACAGGUGAAUUCAAAUAUCAUGGACAAGUCCAACGACCUAAAACAGAUGAGAGAGCAGAUCCGCAAGGUGGAUGAACGAUUGGAUUCUGACAUGCAGGAGCUUGCCCAAGAGGAACAGGGCUGGGCAGCAGAGGUGGAGUCGGUGGAAAACCAUCGUACGAUUCUUGAGAAGAAGGUCACCUAUGGUUACGAUGAGGCCGUGCAACAACUGAAGGCAGCGCAGCAGCAAUACAACCUGGUGCUGCAGGAGACCAACGAGGAGAGACGAACAGUUGCCAACAACCUCGCGUCAGUGGUUGAGACCGCCGUUAACCACUUGUCUAUCACAGAGAAAUGCCUGGAGGAUCUGCACGGCAGGGUUGAGCGUUUCUGCACUAAGGCCGUGGAGGAGGAUGAAGCCGCUGUGCAGAAGCUGAGGGAAACUUUGAAGAGCUUCACAUCCAAGGCGAGCGGCCUGUGAAGCGAGUUUUAGUUUGAUUCCAUCUAGGGAAAAAAAGUAACUUUAUCAGUUCUGAAAAGGUUUGGCAAGUGUAUCAUAUGACUUAUAACCUUAGACUAACAAAAAUGUUAAUAUCAGUUAUUUCUGUAUAAAUUAUUCUGUUUUAAUUACAACAGCAAUGUGCAUUAAAGACAAAGUGCUGGCCUCAA
Pungitius pungitius (ninespine stickleback) is the source of this 2383-nucleotide messenger RNA. RefSeq names its product NDC80 kinetochore complex component (gene ndc80). The record is from RefSeq and is a predicted model, not a curated record. Lineage: Eukaryota; Metazoa; Chordata; Actinopteri; Perciformes; Gasterosteidae. Gene Ontology annotation, biological process: attachment of mitotic spindle microtubules to kinetochore. Gene Ontology annotation, cellular component: Ndc80 complex. The transcript is spliced from 17 exons. Bases 270 to 2195 code for a protein of 641 amino acids.